Messenger RNA from Oncorhynchus gorbuscha (pink salmon), 2422 nucleotides. Its product is annotated as neural proliferation differentiation and control protein 1-like. Gene Ontology annotation, cellular component: membrane. The transcript has 9 exons. The coding region runs from base 245 to 1195 and encodes 316 amino acids. The record is from RefSeq and is a predicted model, not a curated record. Lineage: Eukaryota; Metazoa; Chordata; Actinopteri; Salmoniformes; Salmonidae.
CCGUGUCUCCAUCUGAUCUCUCGGUUGCAGAAUUCCCCGCCUCCCCUUGCUUCAAUUUGCGCACCACGAUCUUUAGCAGUGCUACGGAUUAACCAGCGGCUCAUAGACCGUGAACCGGACUGUCCACUAGUGUAGGAUUUAUUUGUCACGGAAAACACUUCGCACUGAAAACGAGUAGGGGGAAUGAUGACCAACCCUAUGCCCCGGUGUCUGGCUCACGGUUCCUAAAGAAGUCCUCUCAAGGAUGCUGCCUUCGAAGCGGAUCGAACGACAACCCCGGGCCUCGCUUCAGCCCGGGGUUCUCCUGUGUAUCAUUCUCGCCACUGUCAGUGCAAGUAUGCCAGCUACGGGUAAGUGCCCGGACCACAUAGACUGUGCCCGCGAGGGGCGGCACUUCUGCAAACCGGGCACAUCCUACUGCGGCCCGUGUCUCAAUCCAUUGGACGAGAACGAGGAAGGAUUGUGCGUGGCAAGGACGAGCCGCCGUCACCAUGGUAAAGUCACAUCCUUCUCUGAUCUAGAUGAAGAGAUUGACUUCCUUCACUCUGUUAUUGCCAAACAGGAAGUGUCUGAGGUCAAACAAUCAGACACCCGCUCCAAGGCAGCUAGGACUCAGACAGAGGCUCCCAGAAUGAGAGGGCAGGUCCAACCCUCGGCGGGGCAGCCCAACACCACCCAGCCCUCCACCCAGGCCCCCCAGCCUGCCAACGGGGCUCUGGGGAGGGUUGGAGCGGGAGGACCUGAUGGCCUCAUAGCCGUCCCAUACACCUCCAAGGACAGUCUCCUCGUCAUUAUGAUCUCUGUGUGUGUCGUCUUUGGCGCCGCGGGCCUGAUCUUGGCUUCAGUUUUCUGGGUCAGGCUGCAGAAGGAAUCCCGUCUGGCCCAGAAGGUAGAUUACCCUGCAUUUGGAAGCCAUGGGAAUGGAACAGCCAACAGGCCUUCAUCGGGGGAUAAGAAGUUGGCCCAGAGUGCCCAGAUGUACCACUACCAGCAUCAGAAACAGCAGAUGCUCUCCAUGGAAAAUCAUAAAUCGGAACCGAAGGUCGCUGACUCAGAAGUCACGUCAGAUGAGGAGGAAGUGGACGGAGACUUCACUGUGUACGAGUGCCCUGGACUGGCACCGACUGGAGAGAUGGAAGUGAAGAAUCCUUUGUUCAACGACUCUACCCUACACUACCAGGGGAAUCCCAUGUGAAACCCAUAGAUGUUCAUGCCUGCACACACACACACACACACACACACACACACACACACACACACACACACACACACACACACACACACACACACACACACACACACACACACACACACACACACACACACACACACACACACACACACACACACACACACACACACACACACACACACCAUUUCUUGUACUCUGGAAAAAUAGCACGUGAACUCUCCGAUCUUAGAACUGGAUGGGCUUAUAUAAGAGGAAAUGAAGAGGCAGGAGGAUGACAGAUGCAUGAAACUCAAGAUAUAUGUGUCUCUAAUGGCACCCUUACACCCUAUAUAGUGCACUACUUUUGGCCAGAACCCUAUGGGUCCAGGUCAAAAGUAGUGCACUACAUAGGGUGUAGGGUGCUAUUUGGGAUGUAGACAGCCUUCCUGUAUCCUAGGACUUGGUCACUAGUAGGGUGUUUCUAUCAAAAGAACUAGUCCCCUGUAAAUUUCCAGUAAAAGACAGUGUUCCUUUUGAAUAUAAUUAGUUGCUUCAUGUCUUUGCACCUUCCCUUGGUCUUUUCAGCUGGUUUGUAAUUUAAUCUCACAACGAGAACAUUACUAUGGGCACCAAAUGUUUGCCAAAGCAAAUGAAAUGGGCAACAAACAAAAGUGAAAUAAACAAGGAAAAGACCAUUCAGAAAUGAACAGUAAACAUUACUCGCGAAAGUUUUUAUAAAGAAUAUAGACAUUUCAAAUGUUAUAUUAUUGGCACGGUGUUGCAACAAACGUCCAAGUAAUUGAAGUUUGAAAGGGACCAUUAACAAACGGACAGGUUGUAUUUACAAUGGUGUUUGGGCUCUACUUGUUGCCCCUUUCUUGAGGCAACAGGUCUCAAAUCUUACUGAUGUGGUGGCACACUGCGGUAUUUCACCUCAUAGACGUUUUUUAUCAAGAUUGGAUUUGUUUUCAUAUUCUCUCUGGCUCUGUGUAAUCGGUGGGACAUAUGUCUCUAAUAUGGUCAUACAUUUAUUUGGCAGGAGGUUAGAAAAUGCUGCUCGGUUUCUCUCUCUCUUAGAAUCAGUGUUUCAAUUGCUCGCCUUUGUAAUGUCCGUUAUUAUCUCCCAAAGUCUCUGUUUGAAUGUGGUACAAUGACCUUAUAUAUAUAUAUAUAUAUAGCACAUAGAAAACACAUAUUUGCAGACACACACACACACACAUCAAUUGUGCAGACACACACACAUCAAAACAG